Cannabis sativa is the source of this 2184-nucleotide messenger RNA. RefSeq names its product plant intracellular Ras-group-related LRR protein 5. NCBI's taxonomy places the organism in Eukaryota, Viridiplantae, Streptophyta, Magnoliopsida, Rosales, Cannabaceae. The transcript is spliced from 3 exons. Gene Ontology annotation, molecular function: protein binding. The coding region runs from base 256 to 1830 and encodes 524 amino acids. The record is from RefSeq and is a predicted model, not a curated record.
AAGAAAAAAUAUAUAUAAAAUUAGAAAUAAAAAAAUAAAUAAAAAAACAGAAUUAUUAUUAUUUUUCAUAUAUAUUUUUUAAAAAUGUUUAUUUAUAUAAUAUAUAGUCUAAUCUAGAAAUAAGGCUUUAUAGUAAGAGUAGUAUUUGCCCAUAGAGAAAUUCAAAACCCUUUCUUUUUUCUGUAAAAAUACAAUUUUUAUUUUCUUUCUAUUUUGUCUGAACCAAAAACAUUCAUCACCAUCAUCACCAUAGCCAUGGCUGUAAUACCUGAGCAAGUUGUGGAGACGGUGGAGGAAAUUAUGAUGACUUACAAGUCACUUCCUCCAAGACCCACCAUUGAAGAGGUUGAAGCCGCCAUGUCUGUAAUCAAAACAGUCAACACUGAGGAACAGUUAAAGCUUGAAGAGAUUUCUAAACAAGAGCCACCUAAAAAUGUUCCUCAAGACCUUUUUGUGGUUCUACAAGAGGUGAGGAAGACGGUGGUUUUGUUUCAUAGUUAUGAGCAGAGAAGGGAAGCUGUUCAUGUUGUGGAGGUUGAUAGUAAGUUUCAGAUCUUUGAUGAUCUGAUUCAGAGAGCUUCUGGGUUGGUUUCUGGUGAUACCCAGAUGAAGAAACCAGCGAAAUUUAGUGAACCGGUUGAGAAACCCGCGAAAAUUUUGAGAGAUGCCGUAAUUAGUGAUGCUAGUUUGGUAACGACGGCAACGGCGACGGCGAAGAAGAAGAACAGGGAAGUUGAAAUGAAGUCUGAGAAAAUUGUUCCUUUGGGUUUGGAGAGGAGUUCUUCUGCUAAGGCCUCUUUCUAUGCAGGGAACUCGGAAAAAUUCAGUUUGAUGAAGGUGGCGGCUCUUAUUGAAAACACUGCAAAAAGCGGAUCACAAGUUCUUGAUCUUAAGGGAAAAUUGACGGAUCAGAUAGAGGGGCUUCCUGUGUCAAUUGGGAAAUUAUCAGAGGUGACUGAAUUGGACUUGUCUGAAAACCGAAUCGUGGCUCUUCCACCUAGUAUUUGUCGCCUCAGAGCCUUAACAAAGCUUGAUAUCCACUCAAAUCAACUUGUUAAUCUUCCAGACUCGUUUGGUGAUCUGAUAAAUCUCACUGAUCUUGACCUCCAUGCAAACAGGUUAAGAUCACUGCCAGAUACUUUCGGGAACUUGAAGAAACUCAUCAAUCUCGAUUUGAGUUCAAAUGAGUUAACCCAUUUACCAGAGCUGCUCGGGAAUUUGACCAGUUUGAAGUGUCUAACCGUUGAAACAAACGAGCUCGAGGAAUUGCCAUACUCAAUCGGUUCCUGCACAAUGCUUACCGAGCUAAGAUUAGAUUUCAAUCAACUAAGAGCUCUUCCAGAGGCAGUUGGAAAGCUUGAAUCCCUCGAGGUUCUCACUCUUCACUAUAACAGAAUCAAAGGAUUACCAACAACCAUAGGCAAUCUUAUGAACUUAAAGGAACUCGAUCUUAGCUUCAAUGAGCUUGAAAGCGUACCCGAGAACCUAUGUUUUGCAACUGGUCUUAGGAAACUAAACGUGGGCAAGAACUUUGCUGAUCUAAGAGCCUUACCACGAUCAAUCGGAAACCUUGAAAUGCUUGAAGAGUUAGAUAUAAGUGACAACCAGAUAAGAUAUUUACCAGACUCCUUCAGAUUCUUAUCGAAAUUGAGACUUUUCCGCGCAGAUGAGACGCCUCUAGAAAUCCCACCUAGACAUGUAAUUAAAUUGGGUGCUCAGGCGGUUGUUCAGUUCAUGGAGGAUUACGUCGCGAAGAGAGAUACCAAAACUAUGCCAUUGAAGAAGCAGGGAUCAUGGUUCUUGUGCUGCAUAAAGCCCCAAACGGAGUAAGUAAGUCAGUCCCAACAAUCAACAGCACAUAAAUCAUGAAAAAGUUUGCCUAGCUAGCUAGCUAAUUCAUUUGUAUUUCUCUCCUCUCAACAAUGGCCUAUUGUCCACAAAUCAUUCAACUAUAUAUAGUUCACCCCCAAAAGAAUAUUCAAGUUAUGUUUUUUGUUUUUGUCAAAAAUGGAUUAAGAGACCAUGUAUAUAUACAUACAUGAGAUCCUGUACGGUACAGACAAAUGUAUUAUCUUGUAUGAUUUGUUUGAUAAUUUGUUUUUUCUUUUUUCUUUUAAUGUUAAUAGAUGAGAUAAUAAUAUUGAGGAUGAUGGUGGUAAUGAUGAGCUUCAUAGUUUUUAUCAA